UGAGAAGAGUCUCCCGCGGACAGUCGCUUCACACAGCUGAAUAUAUUAAGCCUCCAAUAUAACCGGUAUUUAUAUUCCUCGGGCGUCUUUGCCUCCUAACUGUCUCUUGAAAAAUAAGCAAGCAUCAUUCGCACCUGUGUCUGAACAUCUAAACGGAAACCUCAGAGGAGAAGUGCGCGUGUUUUUAUUUUGAUGAAGAUAUAUUGAAUGGCGUUGUAGAGCUCAUCUCUGCUGCCCGGCUGGAUUUGGAAAAGGAUUUAUCCUAUUUGGGAUAUUGUCAUUGGAGCGGAGGAAUACACCAGAGACUGAAAACCCAGUUGGAUUGACAGGUUCUCCAUCAGGAUGUUGCAGUGAUCGCUGUGAGUUUCUGAUCGUGACGAUGGGGAUUUAUGGACACCUGGCCUUUUCGAAUCAGGCCAACACUUCCAGAGACUUCUGCUUCUCGGCACGGAUCCGCAGUACCGUCUUGCAGGGUCUGCCCUUCGGAGGGGUUCCCACGGUCCUCGCGCUCGACUUCAUGUGCUUCCUGGUUCUUCUAUUUGUCUUCUCUAUCUUGCGGAAGGUGGCGUGGGAUUACGGCCGUCUGGCUCUGGUGACUGAUGCUGACAGACGGAAGAGAAGAUUCAGUGGCCUGGAGGAGCGCGAGUACGUGGCCUCAGCUCUGCAUUCUGAAACACCGGACCAUUAUGAACGUCUGACCUCCGUGUCCAGCUCCGUGGAUUUCGAACAGCGAGACAACGGUUUUUGCUCUUGGUUGACAGCCAUAUUCCGAAUCAAAGACGAGGAGAUCCGUGAGAAAUGUGGAGAAGAUGCAGUUCACUAUUUGUCCUUUCAGCGUCACAUCAUCGGCCUGCUGGUGGUUGUGGGAGUUUUAUCUGUGGGCAUCGUUCUGCCGGUCAACUUCUCCGGCAACCUGCUCGAUAAUAAUGCAUACAGCUUUGGACGCACAACAAUCGCCAACCUGAAUAAAGGGAAUAAUCUCUUGUGGCUGCACACGUCGUUUGCCUUCAUGUAUCUGCUGCUCACCGUCUACAGCAUGAGACGCCACACGUCAAAGAUGCACUACAACGAAGAUGACCUGGUGAAACGCACUUUAUUCAUCAACGGCAUUUCUAAGUAUGCAGAAGAGAGUCAGAUCAAACAACACUUUGAACAGGCUUACGGGAACUGUGUUGUCCUGGAGGCUCGUAUUUGUUACAAUGUGGCGAAACUGAUGGCGCUCAAUGCGGAGAGGAAGAAAACGGAGCGCAGUAAGAAGUUUUUCACCGAUCUGAUGGCUAAAGAACACAUCCCCACCAUGAUCAACCCAAAGCCCUGCGGUCACCUGUGCUGCUGUGCCAUUACAGGCUGUGAAGAGGAAGAAGCUGUGAAUUAUUACACUAAACUUGAGGCCAAACUGAAGGAGGAAUACUGUAAGGAAAAGGAGAAGGUGAACACUAAACCGCUGGGAAUGGCAUUUGUCACUUUUCAGAAUGAGGCCAUGACUGCAAUGGAGCAUCUGUCUUUAGGAGGAGUUUCCUGGUGGCUGCGCUGCUUCAUCAUCAACUGCAUCCUCUUCAUCCUCCUCUUCUUCCUCACCACCCCGGCCAUCAUCAUCUCCACCAUGGACAAGUUCAACGUCACCAAGCCUGUGGAGUAUCUGAACAACCCUAUAGUCACUCAGUUUUUCCCCACUUUGCUGCUGUGGGCCUUCUCUGCCCUGCUGCCCACCAUAGUCUACUAUUCUGGCUUCUUUGAAGCCCACUGGACCAGGUCGGGGGAAAACAGGACCACCAUGCACAAGUGCUACACGUUUCUGAUCUUCAUGGUUCUUCUGUUGCCGUCUCUGGGUCUCAGCAGUUUGGACGUUUUCUUUCGAUGGCUGUUCGACAAGAAGUUCCUGGCCAAUGCUACAGUCCGAUUUGAGUGUGUCUUCCUCCCUGAUAAUGGAGCGUUUUUCGUGAACUAUGUCAUCGCGUCUGCGUUCAUCGGGAAUGCAAUGGACCUGUUAAGAAUUCCGGGUCUUCUCAUGUACAUGAUCCGACUGUGUCUGGCUCGCUCGGCUGCCGAACGACGCAACGUCAAACGGCAUCAAGCCUAUGAGUUUCAGUUUGGAGCUGCCUACGCCUGGAUGAUGUGCGUUUUUACUGUCGUCAUGACGUACAGCAUCACCUGCCCCAUCAUCGUCCCUUUUGGACUGAUGUACAUGCUCUUAAAGCACCUGGUGGAUAGGUACAACAUGUACUACGCUUACCUGCCCUCCAAACUCGACAAGAAGAUCCACUCAGGAGCUGUCAAUCAAGUGGUGGCCGCACCCAUCCUCUGCCUCUUCUGGCUUCUGUUCUUCUCCACUGUUCGGACAGGGUUUUUGACGCCGCUGUCUAUGUUCACCUUCGUGGUUCUCAUCAUCACCAUCGUGGUCUGCCUGUCGCACGUUUGCUUCGGUCACUUUAAAUACCUCAGCGCGCACAACUACAAGGUACGAGUUGCGGUACUGAAGAUCGACACUAAAGACACAGAACCUGACAGAGUGGAGAACGGCCGUCCUGCCAGAUCUUCACCCUCCAACAGAUCUCAGCAGCAGAUGUACAUCGCCCAGGUCCUGCAGGACCCAAACUCUGACGAAACGGGAGCGGGCAGCGGAGAGGACGACGGUCAGGGGUCCUCACAGGACGAGGAGAUGCUCAACGGAGGAAACGGCAUGAACGAAGCCGACUUUCAGUCUGGAGAGGACAGUCUCAUCGCCAAUGAAGUCCACCAGUAACCACAGCCCAGACGGGAGAGAGAGGGGUGGAGAGAGGGCGGAGCCCGAGUGAAUCCACCCAUCACAAAGUCUUCAUCCGCACACGUCUGUCCGUCCCUGUUGAUGCUUUUUUUAGGAUGUUUGCUGGCUCGAAACAUCUUAGAAACGCCACGUCUGCCAUUCACUCAAACACACUGUACAUAAGCACAUGUACUCUGUACAUAUUAAUGCCAACAUGCUUCAGGGGUUUGCUUCACAGCCACAUGAAAAAAUGUCGUCGCCUAGCUCUCUGUCUUUGCCAAAACCUGCUCAAAGCCCAGUUGGACACGGACAUGAUUGGAACAAUACAUGAAGAGUUUUUAGUUUGUUUCCUCAGAAGAAGGCAGAUACGGAUGAAGGUCUUCACAUCUUCUCCCUCCACCGCACUCUUUCCUGAAGCUCAAAGUAUCUCAUGGGUGGCAGCGCUGCGGGACACGCUUUGCUUGGUUUGCUUUUUCCUUCUCUUUUGCCUAAACUGAUGGAUUCACGUUCAUCUGGCGUUCCAAAGGUCACGUGUAAUAGCGGAGACCCUCUGCGUAAAAUCAAGAGUUCAUGGUGUUUUACAUGAUUUUGCCUCGAAUGCCUGCAAUGAGUUACUGAAGUUCUGGUGGACACUAAACUGAAGACAUAAUCCAGCAUCUGGAUUAGAGACAAGUAAAUCAGAUUUGGGUCGCAGCUCGUGUGAUGAUGUGGUCCAGACUGUGCAGUCUCGUGUUUAUUGUGAACUGAGGUGAAACGAACCAAAGACGUUCACUUCAAUCCUGCAUAUGAGAUGCACGGAAAAACCUGCGAAUAAUAAGCUCUUGUCCUGCGCCCUUGUAGAUUUGAGAAUGAAAAAAGAUGGAAACUGACUGUUCAAGCUUGUGCCUGUUUUGAAAAGCCUCGCCCCUUUUCUAUUUUUAAGAUGAUAAUAAUAAUAAGAUAACGUUCCAAACUGAUGCUAGAUCAGACGUUUGCACUGAGAUAGUCACGUUUGUCUGUUUGUUGUUGCAUUCUCAAAGUUCUGAGCCGAAGACUUGGUUUGUAAAGUUGGUGAUGAAGAUAAAUGUUGAGAAUAUGCGACGGGUUCUCUUCAGGCAAUAUAUCAAAACAGGAUUUAGCAAAUAAUGCAGGUUCUGUUAUUGAGAAACGAAGUCGAACAGCCUCAGGUGUUCUUUAUUUUUCCAAAAGAAGAAAUGUUUACAUGAUCUGCGUGUUUCCAUUGGUUUGUCAUGCGUCCCUCUGAGUUUCCUUCAAAGUUUCAGAAAGACACAAAGGUGACCUAUGAAAGCUGUAGCCACAUAGUUUGACGGCGUUAGAGGCACGUGCGUUGCGUUGGCCUGCUGUAGAUUUGCCGUUUCGCGUCUUAAAAAGAUUUUGUAGCUACAUGCUGGAGAUACUGAAACAAAUUUGUGUCGGUCUACUUUUUGGAAUUCGAAAGACGAGCGUGUGAGAAACAUUGUGCGACGUCACGGAACGUGCGCACGGUAUAUAAAUAUAUCCAAAGGAAGGUCAUUGUGGUUUCGUUCACCUCACCGCUUCUUAUUGAGUUAAGGCGGUGAAGGUCUCUUCGGGUUUUGGCAGUGAAGUAAAGAGCGGUGGGGUGGUUUUUGGGACGGUGGGAAUGUUCAGCCCGUUCAGUAUUUGCUACCAGUGAUGUAUUAAGCUUGCUGUAACAAUGCCGUCGUUCAAUGGAUUUUUUCUAUAUUGGUUUUGUUUUAUAACCACCUUUAAGCUAACACUUUGAGUUAUGCAGAAUUUCUUUUGGAACAAAAACACUGAGAAUAAACGAUUUUCUGCUGAGAUGUGCUACAGGAUGAUUGUGUUUUGCAAAAGACGAAGAUGAAUUACGAUGUUUGUGCAAACCCUUCAUUGCCAGCACUGUUUUGAUGCACAUGUACAGUAUGUUUGAAUGGAUGAAAAUGAAAUGACAAGUUUUAAUUUCUCGAGUCUGUUAACAUUACGGCUUUAUCAUGAAGGUGCAAACAGACCGAGUUCGUGUACUAGAACUCGUGUGAUGUUCUUGACACUUUGUCCAAGGGACAUUCUUAUGGUGAAGCGUUAAUCAAUAAAAGUUCAUUCUGUGCAUGUGAUGUGUCCUCCAUGCUCUACUUUGCCAGAAGGGGGCGAUAUACUGUUACCUCACAGUUGUGUCACUUCUUUGUGGUCACCAUAACCUCACAUGCGACUGACAGACUGAAAGGUUUUUUUCUUUGACUAGUUAGAAUUUUCCAUUGUCACGCUGGACACUUCCUCCUAUCUGUCUUCAGGGUUCUAACAGUAUCGACCACAAACACACAUUUAGUUUCACUGUAAGAUGAACAUCUUGUUCUCAGAUGCUUCGUAGGCCUGCAUCUGAUGACUCUUUCGUAUGUAUUACACACUCAAUAAAACCUAAAAGGUGUCGUGUUUGUGGGAUCAACCGUGUUGAGAUCCUGAUGAAACAGACUUCUUUUCUCUUUUUUGACUUCAGUAAGAUUUGUGUAUAUGAUAUAAAAAGAUUAUACAUCAUAUCAUUCAAUGAUGCAAAAUUUGUUCUUUAAAAAGAGCCUUUGAAUUUUAUAUCAGGAUAGAACAUUGUCUCAUACAGAACAAAAAUACUGAAUAUAAUAAAAACAAUCGAUGAAAUGUUAUUUCUGUUUAUGAUCUGAGCGUUUGUGCUCUCUGCUCUAUUAUGAGAUUUGAAAGGCAGCGCUUUAUAAAAGAAUUGAAAGAGUUCGAGAUCAACCGAUAUAUCGGCCAAUAAUCGGUAUCGUCCAUAAAAGCGAUUUUUCACACUAUCAGCUAUCUGUCAAUAGUUUAAAAACAGCCGAUGAUCAGGGCCGAUAUAUCCUCUCAAUCAAAAGAGGACAGGAAAAUGAAGUUGUGCUCUGUGCAUAUAACAUUUUUUUUGAAACACUACCAAUUUGAUGUUCAAUUAUAAUACUCAUUUAUUAAUUAAUAACAUUCAGAAAUUAAGAAAUAAUCAUUUAAAUAUAAAAAAGGAUUAAUAUUGCCACCAAACUAUCAGUAUCGGCAGAUAUCACUCUGACUUAUCGGUAGCGGUGCAGAAAUUUAGUAUCGGUGCAUCUCUAGAAAGAAUAGAGAUCAAUACAGAAAUAAACAACAGUUUUUAUUAAUCAAAUUCAUGAUAUUUGGCUGAUUGGUUUCUUGUCUUCUAUCUAGAGAUUGAUGUAGUGUUAUAAAAAGGUCAAAGGAAAAUUUCUGUUCAAGCCACCCGAACGAGGUAGAAUUGUGUUU
Triplophysa rosa is the source of this 5980-nucleotide messenger RNA. Its product is annotated as CSC1-like protein 2. Gene Ontology annotation, molecular function: calcium-activated cation channel activity; nucleic acid binding. The transcript has 23 exons. NCBI's taxonomy places the organism in Eukaryota, Metazoa, Chordata, Actinopteri, Cypriniformes, Nemacheilidae. The coding region runs from base 380 to 2743 and encodes 787 amino acids. Gene Ontology annotation, cellular component: plasma membrane. The record is from RefSeq and is a predicted model, not a curated record.